AUUUUCCCUCUCAUACUGUGAGAACGCGUAGAAUCGCAUCUCUCCAAGUGGACGCGCGGUCGGUUUGGUUUCACAACCCGAUUGAUUCGGUCGUGUCCGCACAGCGCCGUCCAUCCGUCCUCACGCUUCUCAGCAAGAACUGAUGCACUUCUUUGCAUUUUGUCUGUGGCAAUGGGACCAUAAAUGACCAAAUUCCAUCGCAUUGAAUAAAAUAGAAGUAAACAAAUACGACCAGUGAAGACACCUCACAAAAGAAGUGGACAUGGAGACGCCGCGCAGAGGAGAUACGCUAUAACAGACUGAACAAACCACAUCCAGGAUUUACUUCUCGACUUGAACACUUUUUGAACAAGGGUUAUAGAAUUUUUCUUCUGCUAGAUAUCUUUGUUACAUGCAAGCAUGAACCGAAAGGAGAUGAGCUCGUGUUUGAGAUGCUGGAGCGUGCCAAUACUCUCUGUCCUUCUGCUGGUCUUCUUGACGCCGCUGUUUGCACAUGGUAACUCUGUGGUGGGAAAUGAAACCGAAUAUUUUGACAGCUCGGGUUGGCAGUUGGCGGAAAACACAGCAUAUUGCAGCCAUGGAAGCCAGCUGGGUCAGAGAUCACAGAUUCUACCCAACCUAAAAAGCAUCGGCAUCCACCUAAAAAGCUCUAUGACCAGAGGCAUAUUAAAACAAUUCAUCAACUAUCCUCUGCUCUCAAACUCUGGGGGCGUGUCCGGAAGGGAGGAUGAAGGCCGAGGUGGGAAAAACGAAUUAUCAAUUUGGUGGAAAAGGCUUGCAUAUAUUUCCCUUUCUCUGUCUUGCAGGUGCAACAUCCAGGACUACAUGUGGCACAAGGGUGCCCGCUGUGAAUCGGUCAUCACGGAGUUCCAGGUAAUGUGCAUCGCCAUCGGGGCCUCCGCUCUCAUGGUGCUCCUGCUCUUCAUGAUCGUCGUUUGCUUUGCCAAGAAGCUGCACGUGCUCAAGACUGAGAAUAACAAGUUGCUCAAGCGCAGCAGUAAGUACCGUCCUUCCUCGGAGCACCACAAUGAUAAUUUCUCGUUGUCCACCAUCGCUGAGGGCUCCCAUCCAAAUGUAAGGAAACUUUGCGACACCCCUCCUAACCUCCCUCAUGCCCGUGCUUUGGCUUACUAUGAUAACAUUAUCUGUCAGAAAACCAUGAGCAGAUACACCUGGGAGUGUAAGACCAAAGAGGAGCCCGACUGUGAGGAUGAUCCUAAUUCCCAGAACAAGCUGGAGGACCCCGUGAAGGCGCCCCCACCCAAAGAGGACGAGUCGCUGAACAUCCAGAACUCACUCACCCCUAAGCACGAGAACCAUAAGGUGCUGGGCGAGGAGAACUCUUCGGAGGUAAACUCGCUUCAGAACAACAUGAUGUAGAACAGAAACAAAAGCACCCUACGCAACCACGUCCACGAUCACUUAAAGCAUCGAGCAGCAGACGCUACGAGCAGCCACACCCACCACACCAUCACCACAUGACAGAAAACUUUAAAAA
This is a messenger RNA of Sinocyclocheilus grahami, 1498 nucleotides long. RefSeq names its product chondroitin sulfate proteoglycan 5-like. The transcript has 7 exons. The coding region runs from base 400 to 1380 and encodes 326 amino acids. The record is from RefSeq and is a predicted model, not a curated record. Gene Ontology annotation, cellular component: synapse. NCBI's taxonomy places the organism in Eukaryota, Metazoa, Chordata, Actinopteri, Cypriniformes, Cyprinidae. Gene Ontology annotation, biological process: cell projection morphogenesis.